Molecule: messenger RNA, 8907 nt
Organism: Brienomyrus brachyistius
Lineage: Eukaryota; Metazoa; Chordata; Actinopteri; Osteoglossiformes; Mormyridae
Gene: fer
Product: fer (fps/fes related) tyrosine kinase
Exons: 20
Coding region: 770-3259 (829 amino acids)
Biological process (GO): cell adhesion; chemotaxis; Fc-epsilon receptor signaling pathway
Molecular function (GO): ATP binding; non-membrane spanning protein tyrosine kinase activity
Source: RefSeq, a predicted model, not a curated record
GCAGUGGGAUGGUCCUAAGGAAGUGAGCAGAGCUGUUCCAUGGAGGAAAAUCUGGAAGGAAGCCAGAGCUGGAACAAAGAGCCUGUCCUAGGAAAACGCACGAUCUGGAAAAGCGGCUCGCAUGUACUUUGUAAUAGCCUUAUGCACAGGAAAACACCGGCAGCAUUAACGGCUUGGAUGUCCGUUUUUCAGGCAUAGCCCGUUUGUCUUGUCCGGGCUGUCGGUGUUGGCUCUCGAGCUGCGGCCGCCCACCUUGUGAGCUCGCUUGCUAGCCGGCCGCCUGCGCAGCGCCUCGGUGCACGUCACCCUCCGGAGCUCCGCCAUCCCGGAGCGGAAACCCCUCCCGAAACUGGGCUCCGUCAGCCUCGGGAACCCGUCGAGUGGAGAGGAAAAGGGGGAGAGAGAGAGAGGGACGUCGGCUUGAUACAAACAAGGCACCAGGAAGCGCGGAGAAGCGACGAAAGAGGAGAGAAAGGGCGGCGUGGGGGCGCCGAUCGAGGACUGGAGCAUUGGGCGAUUGCGGGUGAUCCGCGGCAGUCCGGCCAAGGACUUUAUCACACCUUUUUCGUGUUUUUUUUUUAUUUUUUUUUUACUGAAACUGCAACAUCCACCCGACAUUGGGCUAACGCUCGGCUCGGUACUCAGAACCUCGGACCAGAUGACUCCCUGAAACCCGAAUCAGCUGGCCGAUCUUCCCCCACGUGCAGGACAUGCUGCCCUGAAGCCUCCACCUGACGACCCUGUGAAGAUCGCGAGCCUUUGAGUGAAGAUGGGAUUCGGGCGAGACCUGCGCAGCUGCCACGACGGCCUGGUCAAGCUUCAGGACUGGGAGCUGAAGUUGCUGGAGAUGGUGAAGCGCUUCAUGACGCUGAGGGUGAAGAGCGACAAGGAGUACGCCUCGCUGCUGCUGAACAUCAGCCAGCACGUGGAGCGGCACGACGGCGCCAGCCAGGCCGAUUACAUCAGCACCGUCUCCAAGUCCUGGGCUCACAUGGUGCAGCAGACGGAGCAGCUGAGCAGGAUUAUGAAGUCGCACGCCGAGGAGUUGAACUCUGGACCCCUGCACCGGCUCACGCUGAUGAUCAAGGACAAGCAGCAGGUGAAGAAGAGCUACCAGAGCAUCCACCAGCAGAUCGAGGCCGAGAUGACCAAGGUUACAAAGAACGACCUGGAGAAGUUGAAAAGCAUCUACAGGCAGUUAACAAAGGAUGCCAACUGUGCCAAAGAGAAAUACAAAGAGGCCAUUCUGAAAGAGGAAUAUCUGAAAACAUCAGGUAAGGAGCCGGAGAAGGCACGGGAGCGCUAUGAUAAAGCGACCAUGAAGCUGCACAAUCUGCACAACCAGUACGUGCUGGCAGUGAGGAGCGCGCAGCUGCAGCAGGAACAGUACCAUGACAGCACACUGCCGCUACUGCUGGACUCACUGCAGAAGAUGCAGGAGGAGAUGAUCAGCGCACUGAAGGCAGUUCUGGAGGAAUACAGUGAAAUCACCAGCCUCUUAUCUGACGAAAUCGUCAAGGUGCAUAAAGAGAUUCACACAUCCAUAGAACAGAUAGACCCGUCGUCAGAGUAUGAUAACUUCAUCGAAACUCACAGGUCUCAAGAGCUUAAAGAGCCCAACGUCGAAUUCGACGUGUCGUUAUUAGAGGAGACCGAGAAUCUCCAUGCCAAUGAGAUUCAGUGGAACAAUUUAACGGCAGACAGCUUACAAGCUGUGUUGAAGUCCACGUCUGACGAGCUGGUCCUCACACAGCAGAGCCUCCACACCAAAGAGGACCUCAUGCAGGACCUGGAGAGUAAGAUCGAGGAAUCUGCCAAGACUUGUGAGAAGAAGUCAGACAUGGUGCUGCUCCUGGGCCAGAAGCAGGCGCUAGAGGAGCUCCGGCAGACAGUGCAGCUGCUGCGCUGCAGUGAGGCCAAGCUGACUGCGCAGAAGGAGCUGCUGCAGCAGAAGAUGCAGGAGAAUGAGGGCAAGGAGCCCCCGCCCGUUGUCAACUAUGAAGAAGACGCGCGCUCCGUCAACUCCAUGGACAAAGGCAAAGACCGCGUGUCAAAAUUCGACACGUUGCGCCUCUCCAUUGCCGGCAUCAUUCGCUCCCCGAAGUCGGUCCUGGGCACGUCUUCAUUCUUUGACGUGAUACAGACGAGCGACAAGCCUCUGAGCGAGCAGGAGUGGUACCACGGCGCCAUCCCCAGGGUGGAGGCGCAGGAGCUCCUGAAGCAGCAGGGCGACUUCUUGGUGCGGGAGAGCCAUGGCAAGCCCGGGGAGUACGUGCUCUCCGUCUUCUCCGAUGCACAGCGGCGUCACUUCAUCAUCCAGUUCGCCGACAAUCAGUACCGUUUUGAAGGCACCGGAUUCCCCACAAUCCCUCAGCUUAUAGAACAUCAUUACACAUCCAAGCAAGUCAUCACCAAGAAAUCGGGCGUGGUCCUCCUGAACCCAGUUGUCAAGGACAAGAAGUGGAUACUGAAUCACGAAGAUGUCAUAUUGGGAGAGCUUCUGGGCAAGGGGAACUUUGGAGAAGUAUUCAAAGGGACGCUGAAGGACAAAACUCCCGUGGCGGUGAAGACCUGUAAGGAGGACCUGCCCCAGGAGCUGAAGAUCAAGUUCCUGUCCGAAGCCAGGAUCCUUAAGCAGUAUGAUCAUCCAAACAUCGUGAAGCUGAUCGGCGUCUGCACGCAGCGGCAGCCAAUUUACAUCGUCAUGGAGCUCGUUCCAGGGGGCGACUUCCUGUCAUUUUUACGUAAGAAGAAGGAAGACUUGAAAACGAAACAGCUGGUGAAGUUCGCUUUAGACGCCGCUGCGGGGAUGGCAUACCUGGAACUGAAGAACUGCAUCCAUAGGGACCUCGCUGCAAGGAACUGUCUAGUGGGAGACAGCAACCUCCUGAAGAUCAGCGAUUUUGGGAUGUCGAGACAGGAAGAUGAUGGGAUUUACUCAUCAUCUGGCCUAAAGCAGAUUCCCAUCAAGUGGACCGCGCCUGAGGCGUUAAAUUACGGGAGAUACAGUUCAGAAAGCGACGUUUGGAGCUACGGGAUCCUCCUGUGGGAAACGUUCAGUUUGGGAGUCUGUCCCUACCCAGGAAUGACCAAUCAGCAGGCCCGGGAACAGGUGGAAAAGGGUUACCGGAUGUCCUGUCCCCAGAAAUGCCCUGAGGAGGUCUACAAAAUCAUGCAGAGAUGCUGGGAAUACAAACCGGAGAACCGGCCCAAGUUCGCUGACAUACAGAAAGAACUGGCCGCCAUAAAGAAGAAGUAGGAGCAGGGUAAUGGGUGACGGCAGACCGCUAGGAGCUCAUCCCCCACUCCUUGGGUCUUCGUUCUUAUUGCCAGGACCCUGUGCCAUCGAAUGGUCAGCCAGGAGCCACGUCAUGUCUGAACUGCGGUCCACAUAUCUGCUUUCCUUUCAAAGCGCAAAGGGGAUCCCGCUCAUCAUACUGCCAAAUAUCCCAGAAUUCCUUGCGGAUUUCCCGUCCUUCAGCUCUUCAGACUAUAAGUACUUUUACCGACUCCUGAAGCAUACCACCUGCCAGCAGCGACGCCCCCUGGUGGCGGGGCCUCACUCAUAUCUCUUGGUAGAUCUGUGUCAUUCCCGCCACAAUGUGUACACCUGAUCUCUGCAUCUCCCAUCAAGAGGGUUUGCUGAAACACUGAUCAGCCCACGGUCUGGCUGCUUCACCGCCACCCCCCCGUCUGAAAAUGAGUCAUCCGGUCAGGUGGUGUACUGGAGAAGCUGUGACACCGCUCCUUUACAUUCAGGUUUCUUGAAUCCACCGCACAGUCUUGAGUGUUUGUUUGGCUCCACAUCGACAUGUUUAAAAAAAAAAAAACAAUCAGCUUCUAAAAAAACAAUCAUGCAACUAAGUUAUUGCAGUUACAUGAAAACAUCCCGGAAAAGACUCUGAAGAAAGCGAAAAGAAGGAGAGAGUGUUUGAGGCUUGUCUGCUCUGAUGCAAAUCAAAAUGUGCUCUGAUGUGUUUUAUGCUAGGACGAAUUGGUUACAGUUUACAUUUUUGGGCUUGUAUGCUGCACAGUCAGGACUGUGAAAGCCUGAAAAAGUCCAUUUUUCAAGAGUGAUAUAAAAGGUGAUAUGUUUGAGGAUUGGCCGAAAUGUGAAUAUCCAUCAGACACAGUUACUGACAAAAUAAGAAAAGAAUCCUAAGAAACACAAGGUGAAACUGACUUGACUCAGACAGGCUUGCUGCUGUGAUAUGUCUGUUAAAAGAGAUCAUUUGUAUUUUAAAAUAUGUCACGGUAGCUGAGAGGACAUCUUGAUUUUGGUUUAUGUACAUUCCAGCUGUAAAGAUAAUGGCGUAACUGUUUUGCCAGCCUGUCUCAGCUUUAAACAGCUCCCUCACAGACAGUGUUUCCCCUAUCUGUUUUGUACACCUCAUCCUAUUCUGACAUUAUAUGCAAAUGUUGUAUCCCACCCUGCUGUAAAUAGAAAACAUGACUUGUCUGGCCGAUUUAAUGACUGUAAACAUUUCCUGGUUUGGUGGCUUGAGGGCAGAAGGAACAAUGAUUGGUUCAGAGAGAGAACCAGUUAGAUUAUAGAUGAGGUGGGUCCAAGCAACUACAGGAUGUGGGAUCAUGACAUCUGAUUGGUUUGUUCCUGCCGCUUCUAGUUUCUUGGACCCAUCUCCUGUAGAAUCUGAUUGGUUAUCUCCCUGGACCAAUAAUUUUUCCUUCUCCCUUCAGAACAUUUUUGUUUAAGUAAAACUCCAAUGAGCGUUUAGGUGGCAUGUGAAAAUCAUCAUCAUUUAGGAUGAUGUCUUAAUUUCCCCUGAUGCGUGCAGCUUGAAAGGACAAAAGUUAACUUUUGUAGGGUGAUGAAAAGAUACUUCUAAUUUAAUUAAUUAGCUUUACAUGGAUUGAGUCCUAAUGUCCUACACAUUUGCUAUCCAACCUGUAGCUAUUAAAAGCCAUUCGCUGUAAUGUCUUUUUUUGAGAUGCAGGGCUGUGAAAACACAAACCAAAAAAAGGUUUCACUUCCAUGGGUCUCAUGACCAGUGGGUGACCCCGGGCUGAAAUUUCACUGUAAACGUUUCUCCUGUAUAUAGAUUAUAUGUUGAAAUAAAAGCACAAACCAGUAAGGUCGACCUGUGAUGGGUUUUUAGUGGAAUUACCCCAGAAAUGGUUUCCUUCCCGACUGCCAUGGAGUAUAACAGAAAGUUUGCCAGUCAGAGCAGACAGACAUUUUAGCCAUGCAACAUAUCAACACGGAUACAGGAAUGACCUCAGCUGCCAGGAAAAUGUUGCAUUAAAGUCAGUGAUUUAAUAACAAUCCAUUGUGUCUGUGUACUAACAGGAGAGCAUUUUACUAUUACUGCCUCAUGUUUCAUAAGUCCGGGGCCAAUGACACUUUGCAGCCAAUAUAAAUAUUUGUAUAUGUGUAAACCUCAUAGAUCCUGUAGUUGGUUUUAAAAUAUGUAGGUUAAAUAUUAUCCUAAUAGAUUUCUAUCAUGUUUCAGCUUUUUUUUUUUUUACUAUGGGUUUUUUCUUUAAACUGUCCAAAAUAUCAGACGGUGACAUUGACAAGGACCAUCUGUAAUAAAAAAUGUAGUGAGAUGAAGUGAAUGCAGAGCGACUUGUCUGCAGUGUAAUGUUUGACAUACUGUCUCAGCAUACUGAAUGUAAGCACUUUUACAGUAUCUGUACCCUUUGACCAAUUUAUCACAGCCAUAUACAUACUAAUUACAUUGGGAGUGCCAUUAAACAAUAAAAGAAUCUAACCAGUACAGCAUUUAUGUCUACAGGUGUAUACGGAAAUGCUGUGCUCUUUUCUUCCACGAUUAUGUUGUAAACUUGUGAGCACAAGAAGGGCGUGAAACCGUUAUCUUUUACUUGCAAUGAUCCCGUCAAAUGCAACUCGUCCGGUGAAUGCAUUGCUGACUGGCUGUGUUGUUUAACAUACAAUGUUUUUCAGACAAAUGCAGGUGUUUUUUUAUUGCAUUAUUUAUUUUGGAAUAAAAUGGUGGUUACCAACGUUAAUUGGAUGACAGGUGAAAUGUCUUACAGUAGAUAAGAAUUUGCACAAGGACACCAUGAAUUGGGAUAGUCACGACUGGUCUGACAUCUCUGCUGGCUUCUGGGUGAUGCUUGAGCUUUUAAAAUAAAGGCAUUUUAAAGUUCUCGGUAAAACGUUAGAAUUGCACUCAGAUUGCUUUAGAGUUUAUAAAGCGUUUUCUUUUCGGUAAGAUGGUGCUUUGCGUCAGAGUACUCAGUCCUGUGGUUUCAAAGCACUACUGCUUGGAGCAUAAAUGCUUUUACUGCUUUACAAACGUCACCUUUCACUUAUUUACUUUAUGUAUCUUUCACACCAAUAAGAUAAAUAUCAGAAAUAUAUAACUACUGUUAUAUAUGCUUUUGACUAAACUCUUCAUCAGCUACGUUGUCAGGAUUGUUCUGAUAAUUAUUUUAUUCUACUCAUUCUGCUGGUGGCCACUAAUACGAUUCAGUCUAAUCCAAAUUACUUCUGUUUAUACUGUACCAGGAUUGAUACAGAUUAAAAUGCAGCUAGCACCAUUCCCUACAAUAUUAUUACGGCAUGUAUGGUAAUCUUCCCAAAUAAAGUCUUGCUGUUGAUUUUAGACUCGCAGGUCUUUACUUUAUAUGGUCUUUACUUUAUAGUGCUGUCAUUAAUGCUUAAGUAGCUCUUGAUCCUUCCUGUAAUUUGUCAAAGUUGUAUUUGACAAGCGUGGCAUAUAUGCGCUUAUAGACCUGUAGCAGCCUCAAAAAUAACCAAAUAGUGCUGUACUAUCAAUGAGGCACUUUAUUAAGUUUUGUGUGCAGGCUUCUGGGGCGUAAAGCCUCCUUUUCAUUCCCCCGUGUGCUGAUGCAGGAGACUGCAGAGAGAAAACAGGCUGUUUUGCUGUGAAAAUUGGAUGGUUGUAAUAAGUAGGUAUGUUAUCUUUUUAUGUAGUACUGAAUUCGUGACUCCUGAAUUCACUGUGAUAGAGACCCGUUAGGGUCCCACAAAGCUGUGUUGAGAUUUACUGUAAGUUCGAGAUCGAGUACUUACUUUAGGACCUGUUGCCAAAUAAUUCAAAGAAAACUUAGGUACAGAGACCCUUUCAUGUAACAGUGCACUUUUUACAGGCCUUCAGCUAUAUUUUAUGGUGAGGAAGAUUUUCAGAAGAAUAUUAUGCAUCCAAUAUCCUUGAAACUGACCUGUCAACAUAAGCGUUUCAUUUAAUUGUGGGGGGGAUGUUAUCAGUAAAAAAAUUUCUCACCAGAUCCGUGAGUUUGUUCAUCGUUGACAUUUGAACUGUGGAAUGGGGUCUCAUUUCACACCCUUAUCCCCACGGGCACAUCUAGCAUGUGGUGCUUGGUCCAGCAGCCGAAGGCACGGCCCCUGUGUGUGAUUCGCAUAUCGAGUAGAUGGUUCCGGGCUGGGGGGCCUUGCGGGGGAAGGCGUUUAGAGGAAAAUGGCAUGGAAACCUGCUUCUUGUGCUGUAAUCCGGGGAUGUUACUUUCUAUCGAGCUCUCUCUUGCGUCCACUUCCCUACUGUAGUGCAACUUCGAUUUAAAGAGAACAAAACACUGUUGAUUUAAGUGCAAUGCAUGGGUUUUUUUAUUUAUUUAUUUUUUAAACAUAUCCAGAUGACAAAACAUAAUAUCACUCGGGACAUAGUAGGAAUAAUGUAAUUUUCUUAAUUACCCUUAUUUUAUAAAAUUUAACCGGCACUUGUGUGUAAUGUCCCUUAAGCAUGUUUUCUUUAAUCAUCAUGGAGAUUCAGUCUAAGGGUCCUUCUUGUAGCCACACUAUUCCAUUUUUUUCUUGAGGGAAAUUGACGGUAGGGAAGAUGUACAUAUGUUUAUUUGAUAAGGUUUUUCAGUGUUUCUUUUUUCCUCCCUACACCAGCUGAAUCUGAAUGUCCUUUAAUAUCUUUCCAACAUUUUUGGCAAAAAAAGAAAAACCAUAGUGCAUUGUUCAGAUGUCGGCCUACUAUGGUUUGUGGAAAUAUGAAGCCAAGCAACUAAUUUUGUUGUUUGGGUCCAGAGCCACAACAGUAUAAGAAUAAUUUAACUGUUAAUGUCGUUGAUAUAACAAACUGGUUUUGGCCACUAAGGGUAUGCAUGCAUUAGAGGACUCCCUGCAUUAUGUUUGUCAUGCAUACUACCGCUUCUCAGGCUAAUGAGGCAUGUCAGUGACGAGGCAGUCACUGCAGUUACGUAGCUUUAAGGUAGACACGUUUUACCACCCUUUCAUGUUGCUCAGCGAUGACGUAUGACUAUAUUGUCAAUUUGAGAGACUAACAUUCGUUACAAGACUUGUCACCUUGGUUCACAAACACCAACUUGCUGUUAUUUAGUUUCCAGAAGUAAAAGCGUAACAAUUUGAUGCUGAAAAUUCCAAGUUGAUACUGACACUCUCUACACUCCGUUACAAUUCACUGUUAAACAUUGCUGCCUUUUUAAAAAUGUAAUUGUAUUAAAUAUUUUCUGAAGCUAUUUUCAGAUGUCAUUUUUCUUAAAUACUAAUCUUUUAAAAAAAACACUAAUAUGGUUUUUACACGCUUUCCUAGUGCUGUCAAACUUCCUGCUCAUUUUCUCCAUGAUGAAUAAUUGAAUGGACAGUAUGUAUUAAAGAAUAUUUGACAUGCACAUCCUUGUUCUAGUUGGAUGAAUGAGAGGCACAAUCACUUUUGGGGGAAUAUAAUGAUUUAUUCUUAUUGGUUUUACUGAGAUUUUAUGCUGUAUUUCAAUCCCUUUUAAAAUUAAAAACUGAUAGACACAUUUGAUAUCACCUGCCUGUGAGUGAAAACAAUUGUGGACAAUACCAGAAACCACUAAAUAAAUAUCACAAUCUUUCAGUUUUAACAUUUUCCCAAUUUGUAUUCAUAGCCUUUUGUAUUACUUUGUACAAUUUCUCUUGUUGUUAAUCUAUUAAAGUAUUUGCCACUA